Messenger RNA from Trichosurus vulpecula (common brushtail), 939 nucleotides. Its product is annotated as caspase-3-like. Lineage: Eukaryota; Metazoa; Chordata; Mammalia; Diprotodontia; Phalangeridae. The record is from RefSeq and is a predicted model, not a curated record. The transcript is spliced from 7 exons. Gene Ontology annotation, cellular component: cytoplasm. The coding region runs from base 94 to 939 and encodes 281 amino acids. Gene Ontology annotation, biological process: neuron differentiation; apoptotic process; proteolysis.
CCAGCAGAGUACCGGCCGUAUCUCCGGUGGUUUUGGUCAAAGCGCUGAGCGGAAAUCGGGCGCGGGUCGUCUUGCGUCAAUAAUAGGAGCACCAUGGCAAAUACUGAAAUCACAGUGGAUUCCAGAUCCACCAAAAGUGCAGGACUAAGAAUCUUCCACGGUAGCAAGUCAGCAGAAUCUGAAUUGUGGUCAGACAGCUACAAAAUGGAUUAUCCAGAAAUGGGGUUAUGUAUAGUAAUCAAUAAUGAAAAUUUUCACCCAAACACUGGCAUGUCAUUUCGUUAUGGUACGGAUGUAGAUGCAGCACACCUUGGGGAUACAUUCAAGAACUUGAAAUAUGAAGUCAGGAAUCAAAAAGAUCUGACAUGUAACGAAAUAAUUGAAUUAAUGUACAAUGUUUCUAAAGAAGAUCACAGCCAAAGGAGUAGUUUUAUUUGCGUGAUCCUAAGUCACGGUGAAGAAGGAGUCAUCUUUGGGACAGAUGGACCUAUUGAACUGGGAAGAUUGACAUGUUUCUUUAAAGGGGAUAGAUGUAGAAGUCUAACAGGAAAACCAAAGCUUUUUAUUAUUCAGGCAUGUAGAGGCACAGAGUUGGAUUGUGGUAUUCAGACAGACAGUGGCCCUCUUCACGGUGUCACUGGUGAGGACACAAUGUGCCAGAAAAUACCUGUUGAGGCAGAUUUCUUAUAUGCAUAUUCUACAGCCCCAGGCUACUAUUCUUGGAGAAAUUCAAAGGAUGGUUCAUGGUUUAUCCAAUCACUUUGUGCAAUGCUGAAACAGUAUGCUCACAAGCUUGAGAUUAUGCAGAUCCUUACCAGAGUUAAUCGGAAGGUUGCCACAGAAUUUGAAUCUUUCUCCUCUGACACUGAUUUCCAUGCAAAGAAGCAGGUGCCAUGUAUUAUGUCCAUGCUUACUAAAGAUCUAUAUUUUUCCCCCUAA